Messenger RNA from Medioppia subpectinata, 1221 nucleotides. NCBI's taxonomy places the organism in Eukaryota, Metazoa, Arthropoda, Arachnida, Sarcoptiformes, Oppiidae. The record is from the annotation of a GenBank genome assembly.
AUGACAGGGGCGUCGGGAGGCAUAUGCGAGAAAUACAAGUCCUAUACGGAGAACAUUGGCGGACGACAAGUGCAAACCAAACGCAGUCUAAACACCGGAAUCAUAACAUUCGUGAACUACAACUCGCGAGUGCCGCCCAAAGUGAGCGAACUGACGCUCGCCCACGAGAUCGGCCACAACUUUGGCUCUCCCCACGACUACCCACUCGACUGCCGGCCCGGGGGUUCGCAGGGAAACUACAUCAUGUACUCGUCGGCCACUUCGGGAGAGCGGCCAAACAAUAACAAGUUCUCGUUCUGUUCGGUGAACAACAUAUCGUCUGUAUUGCACGCCGUGUUCAACAACGAGGGCAAAGACAACUGCUUCCAGGAGGACAACGGGCCCUUCUGUGGCAAUAAGAUUGUCGAAGAGGGCGAAGAGUGCGACUGCGGCUACGAUAUGAAAGAGUGUAACGAAAAGUGCUGCUAUCCGAGAGAGAUCGAGCCGUUUCGCGCUCGGGAGCCGUACGCCAAGCCGUGUCACCGGCGGCCGGGCUUCAAGUGCUCGCCGUCUGAGGGCCCGUGUUGUACAGAGAGUUGCGACUUCGAGACCAAAGCCAAACAGUGCCGCCACGAGGCCGAGUGCUCCUAUGAGUCGUUGUGCAGCGGGUACGGCGCCGACUGUCCGCGUCCGCCGUCCAAACCCAACAACAAAACGGAGUGUAACGGCGGAACUCAGGUGUGUUGGAACGGCGACUGUGUCGGCUCCAUAUGCCAGAAGUACGACUUCGAGGAGUGCUUUCUGACGGCCAAACGCGGCGCCAAACCCGACGAGAUGUGCGAAGUCGCGUGUCAGCGACCAAACAAGACGGACACUUGUCGGCGCACCUCAGAGAUUAACGUGAUGUCCGGCAUAUCGGGCCUGAAGCUGAGGCCCGGCUCGCCGUGCAAUGACUUCCAGGGCUAUUGUGAUGUUUUCCAACGGUGUCGUGCGGUGGACGCCGAGGGACCGCUGGCCCGACUCAAGAAUCUAUUACUUAACCAAAAGACAUUAAUGAGCAUUAAACAGUGGGUCACUACUUAUUGGUGGGCCUGUAUGUUGAUGUUGGUCCUACUCAUGCUGUUUAUGGCCGCGUUCAUCAAGUGCUGUGCCGUACAUACGCCCAGCUCUAACCCCAAGAAGCGGCCGGCGCUCAGACUCAGCGACACAUUGCGUAGACCGGCGGACACACUCAGGCGAAAG